Choloepus didactylus (southern two-toed sloth) is the source of this 4823-nucleotide messenger RNA. RefSeq names its product kelch like family member 18 (gene KLHL18). Gene Ontology annotation, molecular function: protein binding. Lineage: Eukaryota; Metazoa; Chordata; Mammalia; Pilosa; Megalonychidae. The transcript is spliced from 11 exons. The record is from RefSeq and is a predicted model, not a curated record. The coding region runs from base 368 to 1912 and encodes 514 amino acids.
CAUUGACUUGUGGCUGAUCCAAAACAGCUGUCCUUAAGUUGGUGCCUGUCCAUGGACUGCUGGCUACUGGUCUGUUUUCCUUAACCAGAAAGACUUGCUAAGAGUCCUGGUUCCUAACAAUUUAAAAAUAAUUACUUGGUUCCAGUUUUAAAUAGAGUGAUCAGGAUAGGCCUUGUUGAGAAGAUAUUUGAACAAAGAUUUGAAGAAAGCUAAGAGAGGGAGCCUUGUGAAUGACUGGCUGAAGAGUCCUCCAAGCAGAGGGAGUGGCCAAUGCAGAGGCCCAAAGGUUGGGCCAUGCCUGAUUGGGGACCACAAAUUCAGUGCUCACCGGAUCGUCUUAGCAGCCUCGAUCCCAUACUUCCACGCCAUGUUUACCAAUGACAUGAUGGAGUGCAAGCAGGAUGAGAUUGUAAUGCAAGGAAUGGACCCAAGUGCCCUAGAGGCUCUGAUCAACUUUGCCUACAACGGCCACCUUGCCAUCGACCAGCAAAAUGUCCAGUCAUUGCUCAUGGGGGCGAGCUUCCUGCAGCUGCAAAGCAUUAAAGACGCCUGCUGCACAUUCCUCCGAGAACGGCUUCAUCCCAAAAAUUGCCUCGGUGUGCGCCAGUUUGCUGAGACAAUGAUGUGUGCCGUGUUGUACGAUGCAGCCAACAGCUUCAUCCACCAGCACUUUGUGGAGGUAUCAAUGUCAGAAGAAUUCCUGGCCCUGUCCUUGGAAGACGUGCUUGAGCUAGUGUCUCGGGAUGAGCUGAAUGUAAAAUCAGAAGAGCAGGUCUUUGAAGCUGCAUUGGCCUGGGUCCAAUAUGACCGGGAGCAGAGGGCAUCCUGCCUGCCUGAGCUACUGGCCAAUAUCCGCCUGCCCCUCUGCCGGCCCCAGUUCCUGUCAGACCGAGUGCAGCAGGAUGACCUGGUGCGUUGCUGCCACAAAUGCAGGGACCUGGUGGACGAAGCAAAGGACUAUCACCUCAUGCCGGAACGCCGGCCGCACCUGCCAGCUUUCAGAACUCGGCCCCGCUGCUGUACAUCCAUUGCGGGGCUUAUCUACGCUGUGGGGGGCCUCAACUCAGCAGCAAAUUUUUAUGCAGGUGAUUCUCUGAAUGUGGUGGAAGUGUUUGACCCUAUUGCCAAUCACUGGGAAAAGUGCCAUCCCAUGACAACAGCUCGCAGCCGUGUUGGUGUGGCUGUGGUGAAUGGACUUCUUUAUGCCAUCGGGGGAUAUGACGGCCAGCUGCGGCUGAGCACUGUGGAGGUUUACAACCCAGAGACGGACACGUGGACCAGAGUGGGGAGCAUGAAUAGCAAAAGAAGUGCCAUGGGGACAGUUGUACUGGAUGGACAGAUCUACGUCUGUGGGGGCUACGAUGGCAACUCCUCCCUCAACUCUGUGGAGACCUACUCACCAGAAAUGGAUAAGUGGACAGUGGUGACCCCAAUGAGCUCGAAUCGCAGCGCUGCUGGGGUUACUGUCUUUGAGGGCAGGAUAUAUGUCUCAGGAGGCCAUGAUGGUUUGCAGAUCUUCAGCAGUGUGGAGCACUACAACCACCACACAGCCACCUGGCACCCCACAGCUGGCAUGCUCAACAAGCGCUGCCGGCAUGGAGCCGCCUCACUGGGUAGCAAGAUGUUUGUCUGUGGGGGCUAUGAUGGCUCUGGCUUCCUCAGCAUCGCUGAGAUGUACAGCUCUGUGACGGACCAGUGGUGCCUGAUAGCCCCCAUGCACACACGCCGGAGCCGGGUCUCCCUCGUGGCCAGCUGUGGACGUCUCUAUGCUGUGGGGGGCUAUGAUGGACAGUCGAACCUGAGCUCGGUGGAGAUGUAUGACCCAGAGUCAGACCGCUGGACGUUUAUGGCCCCCAUGGCAUGUCAUGAGGGAGGGGUUGGUGUGGGCUGUGUCCCUCUUCUCACUGUCUGAGGCAGAGGGUGGGUUUUGGUGGGGUAGGGAUCUGGUACAAACAUAGGUGCUUCCUUCCAGGGACAGUCCUUCUCAGGAGAGGCACUGGGCCAGAGUGGGGUGAAAUGUAAGCUUGCCAGAGGUACAGCUCUUCCAGGUGCUCUAGUCCUCCCUCAUUGUACUGCCCUUGUGACCUUCAGACCUAGGUCAUCAAGAUGCACCACACGGGACAGGAGCACCUCUGGGCCCUGGCAGCUGGUAUCAUGGAAUGGCUUUGCUGGUCCACAUCUACACAGGCUCCAUUCAAGCUCAUCUCUCACCGCCACUGCUUUGUGGCUGUUCGCUUCUAGAAGGCCUUCCAUCUGACAUUCCUCUCCUUGCCUGGUUGUUGUGGCUAAUUUGCCAUGGAGUAGCUGCAGUGGCCAAGCCUGUUGGAAACAGGUAUGGCUGGGAGAGGAAGUACACACUCUGCGUUACAUAUUGUAUUGCCUGCGAUGAUGCAGUCACAGCUGUGUGCUGGUUGCACGCAAGCACACUCCUUCCACUGUAGGGCCCAAAGGAUUUUGUCAUCACCCCUAGGCAAGCAGGGAGAACAAGUUUCUCCCGUGGCUAAUUUUGGGAUUUGAGUGAAGUUUUCUCAUCUUGUUCAGGAGAACAAAAGAAAAAGAAAAGAUACUUGAAAGAAACUGAUGGAAAAUUAAACAGAAAACACUUGAAAGAAACUGGAAAGAAAAAUAACUUCUAAGUGAACUAUUUUACAGAAAGGAAAAAGUAUAGAAGAUACUAAAGGCAAACACGUUUAAAUGGAAAACCGCCAAACACGAAAAGGGCAGCAUCCACUCCCACAUUCGGAUCCCAGGGUCCUGAGGCUUGACGGAGCACUAGGGGUUCCCUCUGAGCCCCAAUGUGUCUGGAAGCAGUGCAUUCUCAACUGGUCCUGUAGCAGGGCUCUCAUAGGUUUGUCUGCACACCUGUCAUCAGAGGACUUUUUUAAUCAUAGGCUCAGCAAGUCUGCUGAAUUACUGCCACUCUUCUGGGUGGGAGCUCCCAAUUCCUCUCUGAAGGCUCCAGAGGCUCCUGUGAUUACCUCCCACUGCCAUUGUGGGCACUCAUUCAGAUUCCCCACCACCCACUUUCAUUCCUUCCCAUUUUGACCAGCAGGAAACAGCAGGUCCAUUGAGAUUCUCACUUUCUCAUCUGUUGUUUUUAGAUGAUUUCUCCCCAUUGUGAUGCUUCUGGGGCACAUUGACCAUUGGUACCUCUAGAUCCCAACCAGGGGCUUGGUCCUUUCACCAGCCAAGUGCUGGCUUGGUCCAGUAACCUCGUCUGCCCUGCCAGUUCACUGCUCCUCCAUCUACUCGCCAAUUCCAGGGGUCUGGCCUCCUCCUGGCCCUUGGCAGACCGACCAGCAAGAUGGACCAUUGGAUUCAAGCAAAGGUGACUUUAUGUUGUAAAGAACUAAAGGCUGAAAGAAUCUCUUUCUUGCUGCUCUAGAAAACAGUGUUUUUUAUUUCUUCUUCUAAGCUUGGCAAAUGACCUCUUGAAGGGACUCUAAUGUAGCACAGCAGGGCCCAACAGGAAGACAGUUUCUGGACAGUGGGGCUGUCUCCAUCCUUCCAGCUUCUGUAAUUGAGCCAGGACAAGCUGGAGAAAUAAAAUUGUAAAGUACGUGGCAUGCUUCAGGCCCUUUUCCUUCAACUGCUGCUGCUAAAAUCUUCCAGGAGAGACAAAAGGAGAAUGUGAUCCCUUUAACCCAAGACUGAGUCUUAGGGUCCCAGCUCUCCAUCUAGUUGGUCUCCUCUCCUUUGCUGCCUGCCUGGGGUGGCCUGGAAGCCCAUGCAGAAGGCACUCUGUGGAGCCUGGGGAGUCUUUCCCACCCAAGCGCCUUCAGAUUUACCGAUGUGUGCAAUCACAAUGUGUUCGGAGGGAAGUACUUUUGUUAUUUGAAACUUAGGAGCUGGGCCUCCCCUACAAGCACUUGAAAAGAAUGUUUUUAUUUUAAAAGCCUCGGCAAUCUGAUAUAGUUUAACCUGGAUUCAUAGGGGAGCUCCAGCCCCCUCUAUCCUGCAGCUUUUCUAUACCUCUGCUUCCCUUGUGCCAGGCUUGCCUACAAAGAUAGACUCAGAAACAGGUUUGUGUCUCCGUUUCCUGUUGGAGAGUAGUAUAUCACAGCUCAUCUCGUUAUUAAAAGCCCCCCUCUUUUGAGUCUGAAGCAGCACUGACAAGCCUACAUUUAAAGGUGUUAAGAUUCAUUAAUCAGUGGGCUACCGAGUGGACCUCACUGGAUCCUUAGGAUGCCAGCCCCAGAUUUUGCCACUGGGGAUGAUAGAUCAUUUUCCCAGGGGCUGGAGCUCAGACUUUUUAGUGGCCUUCCUGAUUCCACUCCCACCUCCUUGUGUAGAAGUGCACUACUGUACCUGAGGUCAGCGUUUCCAAGUAAAGUCAAGCCAGUGCUUUGAUCCGCGCUCUGAGCACAAGUGAACAAACAUUUUUGCACUCUCUCCAGGCAGUUCCUUGGUGGGAUGGUCAAUAGCUAUUUGCAGAUGGUUGGUCUGCCCCUUGGUUUUGGGAAAGGCAUCACCCUAGGAUAUUGUGAAAAGGAUGUAACAGGAAGGAAAGAUAGAUAUUGCACUCUUUGGGCCUUGGAGUUUAGCCCAGCUCUGAGUAGGGGACUUCUGUUCACUAUACUUGGGCAUUUCCCUUCUUGAGUAUCACACAGAGCCCUCUCUUCUGGGUUUCUCCUGAGAUCAAAGCCAGGGGUAGGGGGAAUGAAAACCAGCCUUUUGACUUGACCACAGAGAUGUGACUAGGUAGGAAUUCUAUCCUCUCCCCAAUUUAUUGUAUCCCAGAAAAUCUUAUAUCCUUUUAUUUAAGGAACGCAUGUCCUUUGUGUUAAGAAACCAAAGAGAAAUUAAAAAAAACAAACUCAUAA